UCGCCGUUAUUGCUGUUUUUUUUCUCAACGCGAGCGGUUGACAUUUUUGUAGACAAGAGCGCAGUAAUUAAUUUUUUAAGUUAAAUUGAAAUAAUUUUAAAUCGGGGAAAAAUUUAGUCAACGGAUACAGAAAAAUUAUUGAUUUUUCGCUCGCACGCACACGCGCAUACAUACAACGUCCAAGAUGGCGGACGACGAGCAAUUCAGUUUGUGCUGGAAUAAUUUCAACACAAAUCUGUCCGCUGGAUUCCACGAAUCGUUAUGUCGUGGAGAUUUGGUGGAUGUAUCUCUGGCCGCGGAAGGGCACAUAGUAAAGGCUCACCGUUUGGUGUUGUCCGUUUGCUCGCCCUUUUUCCGUAAAAUGUUUACCCAAAUGCCGUCGAAUACACAUGCAAUUGUGUUUCUCAACAAUGUUAGCCAUUCGGCUUUGAAAGAUCUAAUACAGUUUAUGUAUUGCGGAGAGGUGAACGUUAAACAGGAUGCCCUGCCAGCGUUCAUCAGUACAGCGGAGUCUUUGCAAAUCAAGGGGUUGACUGAUAAUGAUCCCGCGCCGCAGCCCCCGCAAGAGCCAACCCCCCCACCACAAGCCUCACCUCAUGUACAACAACAACAACAACAGGUACCAGCCCAACGCAUUCAGCGUCAACAGGCGCGUGCCCCCGCUCGCUAUAAAAUUGAAACUGUUGAGGAUGGCCUGGAUGAUGACAACAAGGGAGGCACCACCACCCAGAUAGUAAUCCAGACCUCAGCAGCUCCAGCCCAAGCCACCAUUGUACAACAGCAGCAGACGCAGCCACAGACGCAACAAAUCCAAACUGGUACCACGACAACAGCAACGCUAGGUGCAACAAAUAAGCGAUCCGCUCAACGCAGCAGCCUGACAAGCACCAGUGGUGUAGUGAAGCGUUCUAAGACUAGCUUGUCUGCGUCCAGCAACAUAAUUGACCCCCUUGAAGCGACAACGGAAACGGCAACAACAACAUCGGCUCAAUUGGUACCACAGAUAACCGUGCAAACUACUGUUGUCUCUGCUGGGGAUUCAAAGCUGCGUCAACAGCACCAGCAACAACAGGAGGAAGCUGAGUACAUUGGUCUGCCCAUUGAUUUGCCCACCAAAUCGGAACCGGAUUAUGUUGAAGACGCUGGUGAUGCUGCAGGCGAUGGCGAGACUACCUACGUAGAGGAUGAUGCCUACGGUGACAUGCGCUAUGAUGAAAGUUAUUUCACUGAAAACGAAGAUGGCGCUGCCCAAGGAUCGGGCGCAGAAACCUCGGCGAAUGUUAGCGGCAAUGUCACGGCAACCACAUCCAAAGCUGUAGUCAAGCAGUCACAAAGCUACAGCGAUUCAUCAUAUGUGGACGCCGGGGCGGAUCAGAGCAACACAGAGGCUCAAGGCGAUGAUCUUCAGUGGCUAGUUGUAGAGGUUCUUGAGGAUUUGCCAACUGGUGUUUGGAUUGAGAAUCAUGAAUACUAUUUCGUUCGUAACCAGAAGCAGGGCUACAACCUGAUAUUCAAUGGACACAUGUAUAAAAGGGAAGCCAACUAUCGCAACACCACCAACUGGAUCUGUUCGGAUGGCAAUGGAAAGCGAGUGCACGAGAAUAAGUGCAUAGCUCGCGCCAUUACCAAAUCCGAUGGGGGCAUUAAGUUGGGCAAGAAUUCCCAUAAUCAUGCCCCACGUUUCUUUGGCGACAAACUGAAUAAUUAUCUAUUAAAGAAAGAGAUUGUCUGUCCCCAUCCUUUUUAAUUGUUUCUGUAGAAUAGAGAUCAUUUAAUAAAUAUGAUAUGUUUAGACUUAAGUUCUUAUAUCUAACAUUUGGUAACAUUUCGCUCGAUUCUAACAAACAAACAACAAAAUGUCCAACUUUUACUACACCUCCUCAGCAUCUGCGGGAUCAGUGAAAUUCACACACACCUCCAAUGGCGAGUUUCUCAUACUUGAUGGCUGCUCUUACAAGAAAACCCGGGCCAUGCAGUAUCGGACUUAUUACCAUUGCCAAACAUCAAAUUGCCGCGCAUUUUAUGUCCUGAUUGAGCUAAGUCGCAAGCCCCGACUGGUUAAACAUUUCGCCCAUGCGAUGCACUGCAUCCAGUGCAAAUAGAGAGUGCUCGUGUCUGUACUAUAUACCUAUAUAUAAUCUAUCAAAUUGUGUGUAAACAGAUAAGUCCCCAAAUGAAAAUUGUGAAAAGACAAAGCAAACAAAAA
Drosophila willistoni is the source of this 2206-nucleotide messenger RNA. RefSeq names its product modifier of mdg4. Gene Ontology annotation, molecular function: protein binding. The transcript has 5 exons. The record is from RefSeq and is a predicted model, not a curated record. Bases 185 to 1747 code for a protein of 520 amino acids. Gene Ontology annotation, biological process: regulation of transcription by RNA polymerase II. Gene Ontology annotation, cellular component: nucleus. NCBI's taxonomy places the organism in Eukaryota, Metazoa, Arthropoda, Insecta, Diptera, Drosophilidae.